AUGGCGACUACUACAGCGACUUCGGCGGUGGGAUCGGAGUGGAAGAAGAAUUUGUCGGCACACGUCAUCUGCCCCGAGUGCAAAGAGUUCCCUCCAAAUCUCGAGUUUCCAGGAUCCCACGAGACUGUCUGUGGCUCUUGUGGAUUGGUCUUGGCGGAUCGCGAAAUCGACGUGCACUCGGAAUGGCGAACGUUUUCCAACGAUGAUCAGAACAACGAUGACCCGUCGCGUGUUGGUGAAACAUCCAACAUCUUGUUGAAUGGAAAUCAGCUGGAGACCAGUAUUGCAGGAGGUGCAACUGGGGCUGCUCGGCAGUUGUACCGCGCUCAGAACAAGCUCUCUAGUGAGAAGAGCAACAAAUCGCUCAUGGCUGCCUACAAAGAAAUCGGUGCUUUGUGCGACGGUUUCAACAUCCAAAAGAUUGUUGCAGACACGGCAAAGUACCUAUUCAAGAUAGUCGACGACCAUAAGGCGUUCAAGGGAAAAUCUCAGGAUGUGAUCAUUGCUGGCUGCAUAUUCAUUGCCUGCAGACAAUGUCAAGCCCCUCGGACGUUUUCCGAGAUUUUUGCGGUGACAAAGGUUUCUCGAAAGGAAAUCGGGAGGAUCUACAAGUCCCUAGAGAAAUUCUUCACGGCGCAGAAUAUUGAACGCACAGCUAUUGUCGGUGCUGAUGCCGGCUUCAAACAGACAACUUCAACCAAACCCAGUGAUCUCUGUGAACGUUUUGGUACGUUCUUGGGCUUGGACUACCGGACAUGGAAUGCAGCAGCUACUUUGUCCGACAAAGUCACAAAGGAUGGUGAUCUUGCCGGCAGAUCACCUCUUUCAAUUGUUGCGGCUUGCAUUUACAUGAUCUCUCACCUGUGCGGUGUACCCAAAUCAGCCAAAGAGAUUUCGAACGUUGUUGGUGUCAGCGAUGGAACUAUCCGUGGCGCGUACAAGCAGCUCUACUCAGAGAGAGACCGCCUACUUACGGAUGAUUUCAUUGCAAAGGUGAACGGGGACAAGGCGAAUCUACCACAGAGCUAG
Talaromyces atroroseus is the source of this 1029-nucleotide messenger RNA. RefSeq names its product Transcription initiation factor IIB. The record is from RefSeq and is a predicted model, not a curated record. Lineage: Eukaryota; Fungi; Ascomycota; Eurotiomycetes; Eurotiales; Trichocomaceae. Gene Ontology annotation, biological process: transcription initiation at RNA polymerase II promoter; transcription preinitiation complex assembly. The transcript has a single exon. Gene Ontology annotation, cellular component: nucleus; transcription preinitiation complex. Gene Ontology annotation, molecular function: TBP-class protein binding; RNA polymerase II general transcription initiation factor activity. Bases 1 to 1029 code for a protein of 342 amino acids.